Solanum lycopersicum (tomato) is the source of this 1672-nucleotide messenger RNA. RefSeq lists its product as uncharacterized. Lineage: Eukaryota; Viridiplantae; Streptophyta; Magnoliopsida; Solanales; Solanaceae. The record is from RefSeq and is a predicted model, not a curated record.
GAAAAAAAUCUGUAGGGAUGAAAGAAAAGCAGAGGAUGAAAAGUUGCAACGUUGCGACACCGUUGUUCACAAAACGGCAACCAUUAGAGCCACACUAUCACUCAAUUCUCCUUCUUCUUCUUCUUCUCUUAGCUCCGGCCAUGAGAAUCCUCACUUCUCCUUUCCCAAUUUCCCCACCCAUCAUACCCAGAACUAAAUUUCAUCAAUGCAGAGUUGCCAUAAACCCACCACCACCAAACUUCGAUUUCAAAUCGGAAUUUUUCAGCGCCUCUCGGGAUGCUAUUGAAGAUACCCAUCCCGAAUUGCUCGAUUUAGCUGAUAAUGGAACUCUGUUUCUCAUCAAGAAGAACCAAUUUGGACCCGUUCCAUCAUGGAGAACCGAGUUUGUUGAACCAGAGGCUAUUUGGCUGAUCGGAACGAACCAUCUUUCUAUGGAAUCGCCUCUGCAUGUUGAAAGGGUUAUCCGCACUGUCAAGCCGGAGAAUGUGGUUGUGGAGCUUUGCAGAAGCAGGGCUGGUAUCAUGUAUACUUCUGACGAUAGUGAUCUCAAUCAGCCGUUAAAAUCAAACAUGUUCUCUUUGAGUGGGAAUGGAUUUUUCGAUGCUGUUGGUCGUAGCAUUAACUUGGGGGGUCAAACUGCUCUAGCAUUACGCAUAGUGCUGGCACUUUUCUCUUCAAAAAUGUCUUCAAGUGCUAAUCGUUCUUUUGGAGAUGAGUUCCGUGCUGCUCGAAAGGCUGCUGAGGAUAUUGGUGCUCAAAUUGUAUUAGGGGAUCGGCCAAUAGAAAUAACUCUUGAACGAGCAUGGACUUCACUAAAAUGGAAAGAGAAGACGAGCCUUCUACUCUCUGUCUUUGGCGGAAUAACCUCAUCCACUGAACUAUCAACAAAGGCGUUGAAGGAAUCAAGUUCUGAUGAUAGUAACUUUCAGCUGUAUGAGAAAUUAAGCUUUUCAUAUCCAUCACUUCUGCAGCCACUCCUACAUGAACGUGACACGUUUCUUGCUUGGUCUCUGAAGAGGAGCAAAGCUGUGAACAACUGUAAGCAAGUUGUUGGAAUCAUUGGGAAGGGUCACAUGAAUGGAGUAAUAUAUUCCUUGGUGUCUGAUCAAGGAAACUUGCGGUUUCGAGAUCUAGCUGGGAAGAGUCCUUCAGGGGGACUCUCUGGCUGGACAACUACCAUCUUUGGAAACCUAGUUAGAGACACUAUAAUUGGUGUUCUCCUGUGGCUGUUGUAUGAACAACUUACCAGUGGUUUGAAGUUGAUUGAUUAAACAACAGACCAACUUUCGAACUCCUUAUGUGAUUCACAAACACUCCAGUUAUGUCAAACAGAGGAAUGAAUACUACUAUCUGAACAAUCAUCCUGAAAGAAUAUUAAACAUUAUUCUGGUUCUUCAUUUUCGUGGAGUUUUGUUUCAAGCAAGGUGGCGAAUAAGUCAUCGAAGAGUUAUGAAAAAUGGAAAUAAUUUAACAAUUAUUAUGUUAAGCUCUUAGAUGGUAAAUACAACAAUAUAGUCAUGUUUUUUGGGGGAUCCUUCUAUACAAGAAAAUUCAUUGAUUCUGGUUGGAUUAGUUAUAAGGAAGAUCAUUUUCCCACAAAAUACUGACUUCUAUCAAGUGUUUGGUGAUCAUAAUAAUACUUGAUGAAUCUGAAAUAUGAUUCCUUUGUGGA